AAAAAAAAAAAAAAAAAAAGGUAGGAGCUUUCAUUUGUUUUGGCUAUGGAGAACGUUGAUUUUCGAAAGGGUACGUUCGGGAUGUGAUAUGGCUCUGUUGCUGGCCGUCGACCAACUACACGAUGUCGUUUUACAUAGGUCGCGAGGCUUCAAAGAAGCUAUGGAAGAGAGUAUGUGCAGAGACCACUACAGAAAUCAGCCUUCUUGCAGAAAAUUGGAAGUACAUUUUAGGGGUAUAUCCAUGGACUGGCAGCUCGAGGAGUUCAUUAUAUUCACCGGCCUGGCCCCACACUUCAGGACACUGGCUUCUUCGUUCUUCCGGCAUACGGUUAAUUUAGUCGUGUUCUUUGUAGACAAAAAGUUGCCAGAAAUCGAGGACUCACAUAAACGGCAAGAUCAUGGAAGGAGAGGCAGCAACACAACGGCAGAAGAAUGCUCGAAUGCUAUUGGUAUUGAAUUUGAACAGAAACCCAGCUCGGUUUUAGGAAAAAUAUCAAGACUAAAACCGGUUAAAAGCGAAAUUUUGAACUAGAAGUAUGAUGAACAGAUGAAGUCCUGGUGUUGUGCUUUCCAAAGUUUUGCAGUUCAUCAAAAAAAUGCCCCAUAAUCUGCACAAUAUUAUUAUGGAUUAUGGUUUCUAAAAUUGUAAUUUUUGUUUCCAGUUAUGUCCAAGCUCUUAUUGCUCUGAAGUUUUUAAAUUUUAUUUGUUUUGAGUUUUAAAUAUCUGCAAUGGGAAGUCAUGAAGAUAUGACACUGAACUUACAAAAUCUUUUUAGUUGAGCUGUUUUGAGUUUAAGGAAUUUU
This is a messenger RNA of Striga asiatica, 804 nucleotides long. NCBI's taxonomy places the organism in Eukaryota, Viridiplantae, Streptophyta, Magnoliopsida, Lamiales, Orobanchaceae. The record is from the annotation of a GenBank genome assembly.